AUACAUUGUUGAUUUAUGUUAAAACAGGUGAUUAUUCAAGGAUUUAAGUCUUAUCGUGAACAGACAAUUGUCGAGCCUUUCGAUCCAAGGCACAAUGUAGUAGUUGGCAGAAACGGCUCUGGCAAGAGUAACUUCUUUUAUGCGAUUCAAUUUGUCCUGAGCGAUGAAUUCUCCCAUCUUAGACCUGAACAGAGGCAAGCGCUGCUGCAUGAAGGAACUGGGCCUCGUGUUAUAUCUGCUCACGUAGAGAUCAUAUUUGACAAUGCUGAUGGGAGAUUACCGAUUGAUAAAGAUGAAGUUUAUUUGAGACGAGUGAUUGGUUCGAAGAAGGAUCAAUAUUUUCUUAAAAAGAUAGUAACGAGGAACGAUGUAAUGAAUUUAUUAGAGUCAGCAGGAUUUUCUAGAUCUAAUCCUUAUUACAUUGUGAAGCAGGGAAAGAUAAAUCAAAUGGCAACAGCACCAGAUUCACAAAGAUUAAAAUUAUUAAGAGAAGUAGCAGGUACUAGAGUAUAUGAUGAUAAAAGGGAAGAAUCAAAGUCCAUUUUGAAAGAAACAGAAGGAAAACUAGAGAAAAUUGAAGAUUUUUUACGAACUAUAGAGGAGCGUUUAAAGACACUCGAAGAAGAGAAAGAGGAAUUGAAAGAGUAUCAAUUCUGGGACAAACAACGUCGUUGUUUGGAAUAUACUAUCCACGAACGCGAACUCAAGGAAAAUAAAAAGAAACUAGACGACCUCGAGAAGUCUAGGGCGAAUAGCGGAGCCGAACAGGCGAGAUUGGGAGCAGAAGCAAAAACUGCGCAAGAGAUGGUACGUGCAGCUACAAAAAGACUAAAGGAAGCAAAAAAGGAAGUACAGACUGCUAAAGAAGAGAGAGAUACUCUUAGUGCAGAGCAACAGCAGUUAUUAAAAGAAAAGAACAAAUUGACUUUUACUAUCAAUGAUUUACUGGAAGAAGUAAAAGGUGAUAAUGACAGCAGAAAACGCGCUCAACAAGAAUUGGAAAAGUUAAAAUCUAAUAUUAAUGAAAAGGAAAAAGAACUAAGCGAUCUUAAACCACAAUAUGAUCAAAUGAAACGAAGAGAGGAAGAGUGUUUACGAGAAUUACAAUUAAAAGAGCAGAAACGUAAAGAAUUGUAUGCUAAACAAGGUCGUGGCAGUCAAUUCACUACUAAGGAUGAAAGAGAUAAAUGGAUUCAAAAUGAACUUAAACAGCUCACCAAACAGAUAAAGGAUAAAGAGGACCAUCAGAAAAAAAUUAGCGAGGAUUUAAAACGCGAUGGCGAGAAACAGAUUGCUCUGGAAAAGAAGAUAGGAGAUCACACACGCGAGAUGGAACGACAACGUACAUCAAUAGAUGAUCAUAACAAGCAGUAUUACGAACUCACUAAAUCGAAGGAUCAGUGUCAAGCGACUCGAAAGAACAGUACAUAUCGGCAAGAGAGUGUAUUGCAAUUGAAUUUAUCUGGUCUAAAGGAAGAUUUAGCGAAAGCGGAUCAAAGCUUAAGAUCCAUGGCUGGUAAACCUAUUUUGAAUGGCAGGGAUAGUGUUCGCAAAGUACUAGAUACUUUCCGAGAACGGGCAGAUAUGGCUCAUGAAGUAAGCAGUUAUUACGGGCCUGUAAUUGAGAAUUUUAAUUGCGAGAAGAGCGUUUAUAUGGCUGUUGAAGUGACUGCUGGAAACCGAUUGUUUCAUCAUAUUGUGGAAACUGACAAAUUUGGCACAAAGAUCUUAAAAGAAAUGAACAAUCAGCGGUUGCCAGGAGAAGUUACUUUCAUGCCUCUAAAUAGACUUCAUGUGAAGGAUAUCGAUUAUCCACAAACUUCUGAUGCUAUACCCAUGAUUUCCAAAUUGAAUUAUGAUCCUAAAUUUGAUAAGGCAUUAAGAUAUAUAUUUGGGAAAACUUUAAUCUGUCGUAAUCUGGAAGCAGCUACUACUUUGGCACGAGAUUCUGGUUUAGAUUGUGUUACAUUAGAAGGAGAUCAAGUAUCAUCCAAAGGCUCCUUAACUGGUGGUUAUUUCAACACGCUCAGAUCAAGACUUGAAAUACAGAAAACCAGAUCUGAAUUAAUGUCUCAAAUUUCUACCCUCGAGACUCAAUUAACGACGCUUAAGGAUGAAAUUAGAAAAGCGGAUCAAAAUAUCAGUUCUUAUGUUAGUGAAAUGCAAAAGACCGAAACUAGAAAUAGUAAAGCCAAAGAUAUAUAUGACAAAAUGAAAGCGGAAAUUCGCAUUAUGAAGGAAGAGUUGAGCGGGAUUGAAAGAUGUCGGACACCGAAAGAAAGGAGCCUCGCGCAGUGUCAAUCAAGUUUAGAAGCGAUGCGUGCGACUAAAGACGGCUUGGAGAGUGAAUUACAUCAGGAACUUAUGGCGCAUUUAUCCGUCACUGAUCAGCGUCAGGUGGAUACUUUAAAUGACGAGAUAAGGCGUUUAACAAAGGAGAACAAGGAAGCAUUUGCGAGGCGAAUGCAAUUGGAAGCAGAAAAGAAUAAAUUGGAAAAUUUAUUAACAAACAAUUUAGUGAGAAGAAACGAUGAGCUGGUUCAAGCUUUACAAGAGAUAUCUGUUGAAGAUCGACAACGACAACUCGACUCGUCCAAGACUCAGUUGGCGGAUAUUGAAAAGAGAUUAAUGAAAGUAAACGAAGACAUUAAAGGACAGAAUGAAAAAGUGACUACUGCUACGAAGAAGCAAAAAUCAGAGUCUAAUGAAGUCGAAAAAUGGAAAUUGAAAGAAAAAGAAGCACAGGAGAAGAUCGAAGCUGAUGCAAAGGACUUUGAAAAAUUAGCGAGUAAAUUAAAUAUCUUGCAGCAAAAAAUAGCGGAAUGUACACAAAAAAUUACUGAACUAGGUGCACUGCCGAGUCAAGAAAUUUAUAAUAAGUUUAAUAAUAUGUCCACAAAACUACUUUUUAAAGAAAUGGAAAAAGCAAAUAACCAUUUAAAAAAAUAUAGCCAUGUAAAUAAAAAAGCCUUGGAUCAAUUCAUGUCCUUCAGUGACCAGAAAGAAAGAUUAGUGAAACGAAAGGAAGAAUUAGAUCGAGGUGAUGAGAAAAUAAAAGAACUCAUGUCAGUUCUCGAACAACGCAAGUGCGAGGCGAUACAAUUUACGUUUAAGCAGGUGAGCAAAUACUUCAGUGAAGUAUUCAAGAAACUUGUACCUUCGGGACAUGCACAAUUAGUCAUGAGAACUGCGGAUGGCGACGAAGGAGAUGAUGGAACAGCGGAACCAUCUGAUUCUGAUAGAUUUAUUGGCGUCGGUAUAAGAGUGUCAUUCACGGCACACAGAGGUGAAAUGCGAGAGAUGAAUCAAUUGUCUGGUGGACAAAAGUCGCUUGUAGCAUUGGCCCUGAUAUUUGCAAUUCAAAAAUGCGAUCCAGCACCAUUUUAUUUAUUUGAUGAAAUCGAUCAGGCAUUGGAUGCACAACAUAGAAAGGCAGUAGCAGAUAUGAUCCACGAGCUCAGUUCGGAUGCGCAGUUCAUUACUACGACUUUCAGACCGGAAUUAUUGCAUCAUGCGAAUAAAUUCUACGGGGUAAAGUUCAGAAAUAAAGUUUCGCAUGUUGAAUGCGUGACGCAGGAAGAAGCCGCCGAUUUUGUCGAGGACGACACAACACAUGGUUAAAACAUAGAAAUAUCUUAUUCAGAAAUUAUCUCAUGUAUGAAAUUAUUUUUCAGUAAUGAAUAUCAAUGAUUAAUUUUUUAUUUUAA
Molecule: messenger RNA, 3707 nt
Organism: Nylanderia fulva
Lineage: Eukaryota; Metazoa; Arthropoda; Insecta; Hymenoptera; Formicidae
Source: RefSeq, a predicted model, not a curated record